ACAAACACCGUUCUAUGAUGUGAUUACUGAUUAUAAUGUAUUAUUGUGAUUGACCAAUAGUGUGUGUACGUUCGGCUGUUCGUAGCGUAGCUCUUGGCCGUCUGUCGUUCGGUUAUGUUAGUAUUGUUACAAUGGUUUUGCGGUCCUUGAAUGAUUAAAAAUUUGAUUUUUUUUGAAAUUUUCAAUACCGCGCUUGUCCGUUCAAAAUUAAUUGUCGUGCGUUUGAAACCCAGUACGAGACGACGAUAAAUAUUGAAAACGUUUUUGUGGAUAAUAUUUCCAAACACCAUUUUUGUUGUUUACAUUGAUUAUACACCGAAGCGCAAUUUCCGUACUACAAAUUUAACAAUGUCUUAUCAUUAAACAACAGCGGCAUACGUCCGUGUAAAGGAGUGGCGGAGUGUGCACUGCUCAUUGUCACCGAUUCGACACUGUCCUAUUUACUGGACAAGAAACCGCUCUAUCGACGGACUAUCGACUCGAAAAUUGUUAGAUAACUUCCUCAUUCUCGGAGGCAGCAGUGGUCUUAUUGGGCUGUAAUCAAUAUUAUUAAGUCCGUAAAAUGGAUCCAGACACGUUUUUCGGGAAAGCUGUUAAUGAAAAUGAUCAUCAGCAAGAAGAUACGAACAAUCCUCAAGUAGCCGAGAUUGGAAUACCGCUUGGUGGUAGUGUAAACACUCAAAAUGGCUUGGACCCAAAUUUACUUGUCCAAAACCAAAUGUUAGGUCAAGUAUCUGAAGCAGGUGUACCCAAUGUUAGUGGGUCUACUGAAAUUGUUUUACCCCCUACUGCUACAGAAAACUCUCUACCCUCCCUUCCGCCAAUUUUGCUGGACGAUAAAGGUCAACCAGUACAGCCACCAGCUGAUUAUAAUGCGCAAAAUUAUUCAAAUUAUAAUUACAUGUAUAACUAUAGUAAUUAUUAUGGUUAUCCGUAUCCACAAUAUCAGUGGGACUACAAUAGUCAACAAUACUAUCAGCCGUAUCAAAAUUAUUACAACUUUAAUUAUAAUGCCAAUCAAACUCCAGCUUCUAAACCGCCACCACCACCAGCCAAUACAGUUCAGUUACCAGUUGAAGAAAAGCCGGGCAGUAAAAUGAAUAUGAUUACUGUUGACGAUCCUAACCGUUAUUCUCCAUCUGUUGGAAUGGAUGAUGAUGACAUCACAAAAGAAACGACGGAAAACGUCAAACCGGAUGUGCCGAUCGAGCAUCCAACUCAAUCUGUUUCUAUUUUAUCAAAUCCAGAUAAAAACGAUGAGUCGACACAAAAGCAAAUUGAACAAAAUUUGAUGGACUCAGCUGAUAAGCAAUCUGUUGUUCCCGAUGUUCCUUUGAAUACCACUAUUAUACAGCCAGUUAUUCCAUUAAAUACCCAACCUCUUUCUUAUAAUACUUCUGUUCAACAGCCUUUACAUGUUACUAAUAAACCUGCUCAGGUGCAACCUACAGUAGCUAUAAACACAGAGUUACCUAAUCAACAACCAUCGAUUUUAAACGGUAAAGACGAGACUCUAGAAAAAACCACCACCAAAGGGUCUAGUGUUUUGGGUAAAACUCAAGCGAAAAAACGAUUGAUGGCAUUUUCAAUGAUGAAGCAAAAGAUACAAGAACAAACUAUGGCAAUGAACGAUAGUCAUAAUUCAGAUUUGGGAGAUGCCAAUGAUAGUGAAUUUGUCCCCGACCUCAACAUUUUCCAAACCACUACUAAGAAAAAACCUGUCAUUAAAAAAGCCGUAAAAGUUAUCAAGGCGGAACAGACAAUCGAACAAAUUGAAGAGAUGAAAAAAACUGAACUCAUGCAAGGAAACAAUACAGCAUUAUAUCAACAAUUAUUGUUGAGUGGAGGCAAUGAAGCUCCCAUAUUACAAAAACUUGGCAUUGAAUCAUUGACCGGCAAGUAUUCAGCUAGCAUUAAAAACCAAGGCAAGCGGUUCAAGAGACAUCAGCACGAGAGACAUCGCGAUGACGGCAGAAGAAGUCACAGAUACCGUCGUCGUUCACGCUCCAAGUCCAGGUCUAGGUCUUUGGAGAAACCCAAAAUGAAGGCGUUGGAUGUUCAAAGUUGGAAAGAUUUUUUGAACAGCGGUUUUAACUUUGACAAGUUUCGAAAGUACAAAUUUGACGAACUCGAUGAAAAAAAAGAAAUGGAGAGAAAGUCAAGGCCAAAGAAGAAGCACGGCGACUCGCAUUCAAGUGAUCGUGGUCGUAAUCAGGAAUACACAUCGGCAGAUACUGAAAAAGUAAUAGAUGACCAUAAACGUUACAAUAUAUUGGAACGCAAGAGAGAAUUUCAGAAAAGCUUAGUAGUGAAAUCACUCGACGAUAAUCAAACCAAAGAUUUUCCGAGUUACAUUAUUCAACAUACUAAAACUGAACCAGUCUUAAAGUAUAGUCGAAAUCCAGCAAAAGCCGUUUGUCAUUUUAUGAACAGACAGCAGUUUUUUGAGACGCUUUUACCAGACAUUGAAGCAAUCGUUCAAAAAUUUCUAUCGUCGAUGAAACCGAAAAAGAUGAAAGAAAAUUGUAUUGACCUGCAUUACUAUGAAGUGAAUGACAAAAUUUUAACUUUAAUGAAGAAUAAAAACGUAUACCCCUUCAAGGGCUGGUGGCCUAAGUUACCGUUUAUAGUCACCCAAGUUAAAGAAAAUCCAAAUGUUGAAAUCGACGUGGAAGAACAUAUGAAUAAGUUUUCUGCUAGUAAACGAGUCAAAAAAUCCAGAUUUACCAACGAGUCGUUUGUUGUGGAUUUGAGGCCUACGGUUCCGUCCAAAUGGGACAGCGAUUAUGACGGAAGCCCUGUUAUCGACAAGUCGAUGGAUGUUGAAGUCGCGCAACCUAUGAACGCUAACAAUGUGGCAUUCGUUCAAGACGUAGAACCACAAGAUCUUAAUAAUCAAGAAGAAAUGAUGGACACCACAUCAGACGUAGGCGGCGAAGAAGCGGAACCAUUAAUUGAAGUUAACGUAACUCCUGUUGCUGUGUUGUCUAAAGACAAGACACAGGAUCAUACUAAAUUGGAUAACGAGUACGAAGAAUUUUUGAAAAUUGUAACUGCUGAAAAAUACGAGAAAACUUCGACUGAUAAUGUAAAACCCGUAGUGUUGCCGCCCACACAUUGUAUAAAAUUAAAUGAUUCGGUUCACGAAGAGUCUGACGAUGAAAGUUUGUCCAAGUCCUCUGAAGAUUCUGUCUCGUUGAAAGAAGUCGAAGAAUUAAUCGACAGUAAAAUUGUUAAAAAAUCGUCUCAGAGCAACAAGAAAAUGAAGAAAAAAAAAAGGGCUGUGAAUAAAAAAUCGAAGAAAAAGGAAAACAAGAAAAAAAGACGCAAAUCGAGUUCUACCGAUAGUUCUUGUGAAAGCGAUUCGGAGAGCGAUAGCAGUACGUCGGACAGUGAAACUGAUAGUUCGGACACCAGUUCGUCCGUCGAAAUAAAGAAAAGAAAAAAGAAAUCGAAGGAUAAGAAAAAGAAGAAAUCUAAAGCGAGCAAGAAAAAAGGAAAAGAAGAUAAAUCAUCUAAAAAUAAUUUGCCCAACGACGACAAUAGUAGUAUUUUGAAUUUAAUUGAGAAAGCGUUCAAUGUGGAGAUUAAAAAAAAAGACGACAGCGAAGAACCUAAACAAAAAAAAAAGAAGCGUAAGCACUCAAAAAAAGAGGAUAAACUAGUGGACAGCACUGAAGAUGAAUUCCAAAAGGUCAAAGAUUGCCUAAAGGAAACUUUUACCAAAUUAGUAAAACCAGAUACGGCGAAAGAAACUCCGUCGUCUCUAAGUAACCGUGAUAACUCUACUGUCAGCGAAGUUUUAAAAUAUUUAAAGAUGAAUGAAGAAAAAGGAAAAAAAAGCAAAAAGUCUAAGAAGUCUAAACGUAAACACGAGUCUGACGAAUCCGAAGAAGAAGAAGAAAUUACUGCCAAAAAAUUAAGAAUUGAAGAAAUAUUUAAUAUCGAUGAAACGGAUAAAAAGAAAAAGAGCAAGAAGAAAAAGACAUCGGGCUACAAAGAGAUUGUACCUAAAAAGAAAUCUAAAAAAAAGACAAAGAAAACGGACUUGUCUGCGAACGAAGAAGAGGAUAAUAUUAUAGAGAGAAAAAAACAAAAGAAAUCCAAAAAAGACAAAGACAAAGAAGAGUCUGAGAAUUUUUUUGGACUGCGACCCAAUGAGUGGAAUAUUACUAAAUCAAAUUCCAUGAGGGGAGUCGUCCAUUGCUCGGAUACAAACCUGACUGACUAUAAAUCUAUAAUCAAAGAUGGCGGUUCAAAAAAUAAAAAACAUAAUAAACGUUCGAAAAAUAAACGACCUUUAAGUAGUAGCGAUGAAGAGAAGUUUUUUUUCACUAAAAAAUCAAAGUCUGAAAUUAAAUCUAAAAAAAAAUCAAAGAAAUCAAAAUCAAAUGCUGGCGGUUUUAUUAAAAGCAAAAAGUCGGAUAAAAGGAAGAACGACAAAAUUGAAUCUAGCGACGAUGGAAGUUCCACGACGGAGUUCAAUUCUGACUCUGAAACGUCUUUCAAUAAAUCCGAUGACUUUAAAAAACCUACCUCUGCUAGAAUAAGAAUGAAUAAGAAAAACAGUUCCGAUAGCGAACUGGAGGAUGAGAAGGAAAAUAUGUUCACCAUAAAUAGCAGUUAUAAACCGGGAAAAAAUGAAAAGAACAUAAAUGAAUCUUUAGAUUAUCAAUCCACGGAAUUUAAUUCGGACUUUGAAUCAUCUUUUAAUAAAUCUGAUGACCUAAAAAAUACCACCUUUGAAAAUAUGAGAAUAAGUAAUAAAUGCGAAAAAAACCAAAACGAAUCUUUGGAUUAUCGUGCCAUGGAGUUUAACUCGGAUUCUGAAAUCUCUUUUAACAAAUCCGAUGACCUAAAAAAUACUACCUUUGAAAAAAUCAACAAGAAGAGCUCCGAUGGCAAAAUUGAAGAAAAAGAGAAAAAAAUGUUUAGCGCUAAACGGGAAAAAAGUAAUAACAAUUUAGAACCUGAUAAAAAUGACAAAUUUUUGGAUAAAUCUGAUAACUUUAAAGCGACUCAUAGCAUCGAUCGUGAAACUAAUGUAAUAGUAACGAAACCAAUUGUUGUAGCGGAUAACAUAUCACACAGGGAUAAAGUGAAAAUGAAUUUAAUGAAACUUUCGACUGUCCAGCAUAUACCGUUUAUCGGAUUUGGACCUUCGCUCGGUUUUAUCAAAUCCAAACAAAUGCAAGCGGAAAAGACCGAAGAAACUAAAGUUACUCAAGUCGGCGAACCACAGUUGCUGCAAUCUAAACAGCAUAGCGUCGGUAUUCACACGGUUAUUUCAUCCAAAAUCGAUACUCAAGCUGUUGCUAAUAGUUUUGAAGAUUCCGACUCUAAUCAGUCUUCAGUAUUGAGUAGCGACAGUUCAGAGUUGAAAUCAUCAGAUAAAGAGGGGAAAAAAGAUGAUCGUCACAUUGAAGAAUUAGAAUCAAAAUGUUCGACUGUUGAAGAUAGAGUUGACACAACUGAAGAAAUGAGUAGUAACGAUAACAUGAUUGUGGAUGAAGAAAUAAAUGAAGACAACAAAGUAAUAAACCAAAUGCAUUUAAAUGAAGGUGAAAUUUCACAAGAACGUGUGACUAGUUUUAAUGACGACGAGCAACUGUGUUUGGGCGUAUCAAAACCGGCAAUCGAUGUUGAAACGGCUAAAGACGACUCAAAUGAACUGAGCACGGCAAAUUCUCCCGAUUCGGAUACUUCAAAUGUGGAUUUACAAAUUUCUAAAAGUAACAACGAACUGGUGACGCAAUGGACUUCCGAUUGGAACAAUUUAGACCAAAUCAUUGGAAAGAACAAAUCAAAUGAAGUUACGCUCAUCAGGAGUCGCGGUGUACGUAAGAACAAAUCGCGUUGGGACAAAGAGCCAAGUCCAGGAAAUGCCCUUAGUAAUGAUGUGUCUGUAUCCGAUACAAAUAAUACAAGUAUAAAUUCUACGGUUAACCAAGAACAAAAUGAAUUGGAUGAUAACGAAAAAACCUUUGAGGAAAUUUCAUCAAUCGAUUGUGUAAAUGAAUACGAGAGUUACGAUUAUUCUGGCAAUUGGUCAACGGACUAUGAAAAUUAUCAAUCCAGUUCGGAGAUCCCACAAUAUUCUGAAAUGGUGGCCAUCGAUGACGAUUCACUCAACCCAGUCGACUAUAGUGUAUACGAAGAUUAUAGUCCAAAUAAUUAUUCUUAUCAAGAAGAAUUUAGUUUUUGGAGCCAGCAAGAUAUUUCCCUACAUUCUAAUCAGUUGUCAGGAGAAACAUCGUCUAUUCAAGUUGGAAACGUUUUGGAAAUUUUACCAUCCGACGAUAUUUCUAAUGACCAAGUUAAACAAUUGGAGCCGGAAGAAGUACAGAGUGAAACGGAAUUUACGUGUUCUUCCGAUGUAUUGGAUACAAUUGAAGAGAGUGAAAUUCUUCCUGUUCAAUCUACUCACGACGAGCAAUUUUUCAAACUGUACAGCCAACAUGUUGACCAUUACAGUCAAAACCCUAUUCAAUAUUCGGUGAUCAAACCUGUCGUUAACGAAGUAAUAGGUAUUUUGCCCGAUACUCUCGAAGAGAUACCCGAAGACGACACCGACGACCAAGAUAAUGAAAUUUCAAUUCCUUUACGACCACGAGCUUAUUCUGCGGUCGUCGAGGACGGUUCAAACGUUCUGUAUAUUACUAGCGACAACUAUAUUGCUUAUUGUGCCGUUGAAGAUAAAUGUAUGGUACACAUCGCAGUCGAGGUUAGUAAACACGACGGCGUCAAAGACGAAGUGAGACACUGCUUCAACGUAAACGAAAACGGCACAGUGGACGAAUACUGGUUGCACGCCGAUUUAAUCCAGUUUAACGCCUCAUCGGAUGGCGAAUCGGGAGUGUUCAGUAGUGACGACGAAGAAAAGUCUUUGGAUUCAGAGUGCGAUCAAGAAAUCGACGAAAACGAAUUAGUCGGAGUAGAAUGGGAAAUCGUAGACGGCGAUAGCGAUUCUGGUGAAGAAUGGUUGAACGAUCCUAAUGUGCUGAGUCGAUAUGGUGGCGACGACGUCGAUCAAAAUAUAAUCGAAAACAGUUAUGUGUCUAGUUCCGACUAUGAUACCGAGGACAGCGAUUUAUCGGAAGAAAAUUGCGACACUGAAAAUAUAACCGGAGAGAAGAAUUCUUCAACGGUGCUGUACGAGAUCAAAGACGAUCUAAACGUAUUUGAACGUAGCGAGGCAAAUGAAGACUCGUUAGAUGAUCAUAAGGAUGAUUCAUCGUUAAUCCAACAAGCUGUAUCUGAUAACGAGCAUCGUGAAAAUUGUACAAAUACUAUAAAAACAGAUAAUGAUGACACUUCGACACCACUAGAGACUGACGGUUCAGAUGUACCCAAUAAAGAAAAUGAAACUGUCGAUGCUAAUAUUUUAGGUACAAACAAAAAAGAAGAAGAAGUACUUGUUCAAGACCUCGAACAAAUGAACACCGUAGUUAAACAGAAACUCGUGAUACAGAAAUUAAGAAUACGGACGAAACUGAAAAAUGUAGACAAACAAUCGGACACUGCAUUAGUGAGCUACAGUGAUAAUAUGGAAACGGUGAAACAUCCGUUCGUAGGCUUGUUUCAACCGCCGACAAUCAGUAUUCUUAGAGAAAAAAGGAACGUGGAGACGUUAAAGAAAAAAGUCGCGUCCAAGCAGGUAUCGUUUGCAGACGGAAUUAGUCCAGGUAACGUUUCAGCAGAGUCGCCGCCAGAUUGUGACGACUUUGAUCGACCUUUCUCACCGCCUCCGUUGAAAGCGUUGAUGCGUGAAACACUGAAAAUGAAACGUUACGUUUAUCCGUUUAGAAAGUCGAAGAGAGUUCGCUCUAAAGUUAUGAUGACAAGGGAGCCCGUCAAAAUACCGCCUCUGAGCCACGCUCCGUCGUCCAAAGGCGAUUAUUACAUUAGCCGUCGGCGUGCAGAAGAAGAGUGUGCUUUGGAUACGACGGCAAACAGCAAUGGGGGCAUGGAUUCUUCCGACAGCGACAGUGACCAAAACGAUAAUGGCAGAACAACGCCGCCCAAACCUACGAGACAAGUUACUCCUGUGCCAUCGGACGACGACGAUUGUUCUUGGAACAACGACAGCACUGCGGCUUUAGAUUCCGAGUCGAUCGUCCCACUAGAAUAAUUUAGUACACAAAUAUCAUCAAAAAACAACAAUAAUAUAUAAAUAUGUAUUUUACGUUUAAAAUUAAUUAUUUUUUUUUUAAAUCGCACAUUUAUAUUUUUACUAUGUAUUGUAAUUAUUAAUGUUAGGGUGCAUGUUUUUUUUUUAGUAGUAUAAUGUGUUCAGUUUUUAUUUUAUUUUAACUGCCAACUACUAAGUAUAAUCCAUUAUAUAAAAUUAGCGAAAACUGUUCUCUAUAUUUAACGCGCAUUAGAUGAAA
Adelges cooleyi (spruce gall adelgid) is the source of this 8390-nucleotide messenger RNA. RefSeq lists its product as uncharacterized. The record is from RefSeq and is a predicted model, not a curated record. Bases 563 to 8131 code for a protein of 2522 amino acids. The transcript is spliced from 14 exons. NCBI's taxonomy places the organism in Eukaryota, Metazoa, Arthropoda, Insecta, Hemiptera, Adelgidae.